This is a messenger RNA of Salvia miltiorrhiza (redroot sage), 1505 nucleotides long. RefSeq names its product zinc finger protein CONSTANS-LIKE 5-like. Gene Ontology annotation, cellular component: nucleus. The record is from RefSeq and is a predicted model, not a curated record. The transcript has 2 exons. NCBI's taxonomy places the organism in Eukaryota, Viridiplantae, Streptophyta, Magnoliopsida, Lamiales, Lamiaceae. The coding region runs from base 213 to 1382 and encodes 389 amino acids. Gene Ontology annotation, molecular function: protein binding; zinc ion binding. Gene Ontology annotation, biological process: regulation of flower development; regulation of photoperiodism, flowering.
ACACGCUCCACGUGUCACCCCCGCACUCGUCAGCAUCCGGAUUUCCACUCUCCCGACUUGUAAAAUUAGAUAAAGAUGCGCAGCUCUUCUUAUUGCCUCCCAAACCACUAGUUAAGCCUCGUCACCAAAACUAUUGGACAUCAGAGAGAGAAACAAUUUAGUGUUUUUUUUUUCUUUUUCUUUUUCCUUUCUGUUUGACUGUCAUACUAAAUAUGGGGAUGACACACGCCGGCGGUGGCGCCCCCAGCAGGCCAAAGUUCUUUCCGGCCGGGCUGAAUGUGGCGGCGAAGCCCUGCGGCUACUGCAAGUCCGCGGCUGCGCUUCUCUUCUGCCGCGCGGAAUCGGUUUUCAUGUGCAUAGCCUGCGACUCCAAGGUGCAUAAUGCCGCCGAUAGCCACAAGCACGAGCGCGUCUGGAUGUGCGAGGUCUGCGAGCAGGCCCCUGCCGUCGUCACUUGCAAGGCCGACGCCGCCGCGCUCUGCGUCACCUGCGACCGCGACAUCCACGCCGCCAACCCCCUCGCCAGCCGCCACGAGCGCGUCCCAGUCGUGCCGUUCUACGACACGGCGGAGUCUGUCGUCAUCAAGUCCGCCGCCGCCGCCGCUACCCUCCUGUCCCCCGCCGCAGAAUCCGACGCUAGCUUAUUCGCCGGCGUCGGCCACGACCGGAAAUUUAACCCCGACGGCGGCUACAUCCCCGACUCCAGCUGGAUGCCGACGAGCCCGAUUGUCGCCGCGAAAAUCCCGGGGGACGCCCCUGAUUUGAAAGCGAUGGAAUUGUUCUUCCAGGAUUCCGAUCAGUUCCUCGACUUCGAUAACUACCAGAUUUCGUCGCAGCCUUACAGCGACAGCGUCGUUCCGGUCCAAACCACCGUGAAACCGCCGUUUCCGGCUCGGUUCACUCAUGAUCACUCGCCGGAAAACCAGUUCGAGAUUGAUUUUACUAGGUCCAACUUCAACUCCUACAACAACAACAACAACAACAACAGCAGCUUCACGACACCGUCUCUCAGCCACAGUGUCUCAUCCUCGUCAAUGGACGUGGGGGUGGUGCCGGACGGGAGCUCCCUAUCAGAAAUAUCGUAUCCUUUCGGUCGAAACAUCGGUGGUUCGACCGCCGAUCCGACCGGGAACCAGGGUUCCUUGGCGGUCGGGAUGGACCGGGAAGCCAGGGUCUUGAGGUACAAGGAGAAGAGAAAGAACCGGAAAUUCGAGAAGACAAUUCGCUACGCUUCUCGAAAGGCUUACGCGGAAACCCGUCCGAGGAUUAAAGGCCGGUUCGCAAAGAGAACCGACUCCGAGUCUGAUAUCGACCGAAUAUUUGGCGUCGGUGCCGCUAAUUUCAUCGCCGACGCGAGAUUCGGCAUCGUCCCGUCGUUCUGACGGGAAAGAUUGAAUUUAUAUAUUAUUGUUGUAUCUCUUCUAAUUUUCAGCAUAAUUAGAUUUCUUUGUAAAAGGAAGAUAAUUAAUAUUAGUAUUAGUAAAAUCUACUUGUUUUUAAUCUUA